GGAGACAAUCUGAGUGGGGAAGGCAGUUCGGGGCUUUGUCCGCCGCCGCCCCCCCGGACCCGCGCUGGGGGGACAUUUAGAGCAAUUACUUGUCCAGAAAGUAACUGUCAAUCAUUCUUAAAGGGGAAGGCCUCCAAUUAAUAACCUCGUCUUAAUCCUUUGGACUCAUUUCCAAUCUGCGGGGCCUUGGUGACAUCUGCAACACUAAAUAAAGAUUCUCCCGAGCCUUAGCGCGGCGGUUCUGUGACAAAUAAGAAGACUAGAAGCAACUUUGGCUGCCAAAGCUGCGAGAUUGGUGAGGUUGAGCCGCUUGUUUGGUUCCCAGGAGGGACCGGCAAAGUUAAAUACUCCUGGAAAAGCCGAGUUGGGCCCAGCAGGUGCGGAGCUGCGCAAAUGAGAAGCGGAUGCCACCAUGUUCCUGAAUAAGUGCGAGGGCGACCUGGGCGAGCUGCGGAAGCCGGGGGAUGGAGAGGGGACCCCGCCGGCCGCCAGCGAGGAGGAGCAGCCCAAGAAGAAGCACCGGCGGAACCGCACCACCUUCACCACCUACCAGCUGCACGAGCUGGAACGCGCCUUCGAGAAGUCCCACUACCCCGACGUGUACAGCCGCGAGGAGCUGGCCAUGAAGGUCAACCUGCCAGAGGUCCGCGUGCAGGUCUGGUUCCAGAACCGACGAGCCAAGUGGAGGCGGCAGGAGAAGAUGGAGGCCAGCUCCAUGAAGCUCCAUGACACCCCCGUGCUCUCCUUCAACCGGCCCCCCAUGACCCCCAACGUGGGGCCCAUGAGCAACUCCCUCCCGCUCGACCCAUGGCUGACGUCCCCCAUCUCCAGUGCCACCACGGUCCACAGCAUCCCCGGCUUCAUGGGAGCCCCCCAAGCCCUGCAGCCCCCCUACGGCGGGCACUCCUUCCUCAACACGCCCCCGCCGAUGGCGCAGGGCAUGCAGCCCCUGGCCCCUGCGCCCUACCAGUGCGGCACCCCCUUUGUGGACAAGUACCCGCUGGAGGAGGUGGACCAGAGGAGCUCCAGCAUCGCCUCGCUCCGCAUGAAGGCCAAGGAGCACAUUCAGACCAUUGACAAGACCUGGCAGCCCAUUUGAUGAACGCUCCCCUCCGGCCCCUCCGGCCCCUCCUGCCCCCAGCCCCGGCUCGGCCCCGGGCGGGCAAGGUGGGUGACGGUGGGUGCUCAGCAGGACGAACUGACACAGGGAGGGGAUGCUGGGCUGCGCCUUCCUCUGCCGAGCCGGCACUGUCGGUGGCAGGGGAGCGAGCUGGGGUGCUGGCAGGACCCCGCAUGGGGAGCACCCCGGCAGUCACUGCAGCCCCUCACUGGGGCUCUGGCCCAGGCUGAGGAUCCAGCUGAGGCUCCAGCAUCAGACCAUGCCCCGCACUGUCCCCGGUCGGACGCCUCCUUUACCCACACCCUUUCCUCCUCCCAUUAUUAUUAAUGUUUUUUUUAAUGCUGCAGAUUUAAACAAAACCAAACAGAAAAGGUCUAGUUUCAUAGGGAGUACGGGGGGGGAUAUUUUACAGCCACGUCGGGGCGUGACGCUGGUUGUGCUGGUAGACACACUGGCACCGAGAAGAUGGUUGUAUCCUGAGUAAAGAGAUAAGCUGAA
Messenger RNA from Columba livia (rock pigeon), 1618 nucleotides. RefSeq names its product retina and anterior neural fold homeobox 2 (gene RAX2). The coding region runs from base 413 to 1099 and encodes 228 amino acids. Gene Ontology annotation, molecular function: DNA-binding transcription factor activity, RNA polymerase II-specific; RNA polymerase II cis-regulatory region sequence-specific DNA binding. The transcript has 4 exons. NCBI's taxonomy places the organism in Eukaryota, Metazoa, Chordata, Aves, Columbiformes, Columbidae. The record is from RefSeq and is a predicted model, not a curated record. Gene Ontology annotation, biological process: positive regulation of transcription by RNA polymerase II.